This is a messenger RNA of Pistacia vera, 2535 nucleotides long. RefSeq names its product protein FAR1-RELATED SEQUENCE 7-like. Gene Ontology annotation, biological process: regulation of DNA-templated transcription. Bases 147 to 2423 code for a protein of 758 amino acids. The record is from RefSeq and is a predicted model, not a curated record. Gene Ontology annotation, molecular function: zinc ion binding. The transcript has 2 exons. NCBI's taxonomy places the organism in Eukaryota, Viridiplantae, Streptophyta, Magnoliopsida, Sapindales, Anacardiaceae.
UUAAGUAGGUGAUUAAUCUUAAGAUGGUCAAACUCCAAACUAGCAGUAGCAGGCAAACAAAACAACGGAGGCGGAGAAGAUGAAGAGAUUGGGCUUUCAUUAAAAGUUCAGAUACUGAUGAUAACACUGAAGACCUAGGGAAAGCUAUGGUUUUAAAAGCAUUCCCACUCGGAGUAGUACAAGUGGCCAAUAAUGCCAAUGGAGUUGAUGAAAAUGAGUUGGGAAAUGAACCGUAUGUGGGGUUAGAAUUUGAUUCAGCAGAUGAUGCACGUGAGUUUUACAGUCAAUAUGCCGCACGUGUAGGAUUCAAAAUUCGAAUUGGUCAGUUGUAUCGUUCUCGAACUGAUGGGUCAGUUUCUUCUAGGAGAUACGUUUGUGCGAAGGAGGGAUUUCAGCUCAAUUCAAGGACAGGUUGCCCGGCCUUCAUUAGGGUACAGAAGCGUGAUUCUGGGAAGUGGGUUCUUGACCAAGUCCAGAAGGAUCACAAUCAUGAUCUUGGAUCUGCCGACGAAAAUUGUUCACCUAUUGUACAGCAGAGAAAUCCUGCAGUUGUAAAAUCAUCAGUUAAUACGUCACAAAGGUCCAAAAUCAUAUCAUUUGGGAAAGUUGAUAAAGGACGCCCAUGCUCAUCUGGUGUCAUUAGUGUCAAACGCCUUAGAAAGGGAGGAGAUGAAGGGGAAUGCAUAGCCGAACCAUACUCAGGUCUAGAGUUCAAUUCAGCUAAUGAAGCAUACCUAUUUUAUCAAGCAUAUGCUAGAUUUACUGGAUUUAGAAUUCGGAUUGGUCAGUUGUUUCGCUCGAAGAAUGAUGGGUCAAUUACAUCCCGGCGAUUUGUGUGCUCAAAGGAAGGGUUUCAACACCCUUCAAGAGUAGGGUGUGGAGCAUUUAUGAGGAUAAAGAGACAUGAUUCUGGAAGUUGGAUAGUGGACCGUCUUGAGAAAAAUCAUAAUCAUGAUCUGGAUGGUCGAAUUGAGACCAGUAAGAAAAUUUCUGCAACUUCACUGAAAUUCAUAGACGAGGUGAGUGAUGGAUUGGACUCUGUGGAUCUAGCUGAAAUAAACAACAGCAUAUUUGGGAAAGCAAGUCAUGAAAACAACAUUGGAAGUGAUUGGUAUUGUGUGCUAUUUGAGUAUUUUCAAUCCAAACAAGCAGAAGAUACAGGAUUCUUUCAUUCAGUAGAAGUUGUUGAUGGUAGAUGCAUGAGUGUUUUCUGGGCAGAUGGUAGGUCUAGAUUUUCAUGCAGUCAAUUUGGUGAUGCCAUUUUUUUUGAUACUUCAUAUAGGAAGAGUAAUUACCUGGUACCAUUUGCAACAUUUGUUGGAGUUAACCACCACAAACAACCAGUGCUUUUGGGGAGUGCUUUAAUAGCUAAUGAAUCGAAGGAGUCUUUCGGUUGGUUGUUUCAAACAUGGCUUCGGGCAAUGUCUGGAUGUUGUCCAAAGUCAAUUAUAGCUGAUCAAGACAUGGCUAUCCAACAGGCAAUUGCCCAAGUUUUUCCUAGGACUCGCCAUCGUUUUUCAAUGUGGCAGAUUAGGGUCAAGGAACGAGAGAUUUUGAGGUCAAUGCCUAAUGAAUUUAUGAAUGAGUAUGAGAAGUGCAUCUAUCAGAGUCACACAAAUAUCGAAUUCAAUACCAUGUGGACUGAACUUAUAAACAAAUAUGGCUUGAAGGAGAAUCUUUGGCUCAAACAAAUGUAUGAAAAGCGUGAUAGUUGGGUUCCAUUGUACUUACGUGGCACCUUCUUUGUUGGCAUCCCAAUAGGUGAAAACAUUGAAUCAUUCUUUGGCACAACUUUAACUGGCCAGACACCACUAAGAGAGUUUAUCUCACGAUACAAUCAAGGUCUUGAGAAACGGCGUGAGCAGGAAAGGAAAGAAGAUUUCAACACACUUAAUCUGCAGGCGAUUCUACAAACGAAGGAACCAAUGGAAGAGCAAUGCAGAAGGCUUUAUACCCUAGCUGUUUUCAGGAUAUUUCAGAACGAACUUCUGCAAAGCUAUAGUUAUUUUGGAAUAAAGACUUAUGAAGAAGGAAGCAUUGUCAGAUACUUGGUGCGGAAGUGUGGAAAUGAGAAUGAGAAGCAUGUUGUAACCUUCAGUCCUCUAAAUGUGAGUUGCAGUUGUCAGAUGUUUGAAUUUGAAGGCAUGCUUUGCAGGCAUAUCUUAAAAGUGUUAAACCUGUUGGACAUAAAGGAAAUUCCAUCUCAAUAUAUCUUACAUCGGUGGACAAGAAAUGCUGUGUAUGGUAUUGUCAGUGAUGUAGAAUCAAGGGUUAGCUUUCAAGAACUCAGGGCCAUAAUGUUGUGGAGUUUAAGAGAAACAGCAUGUAAAUACAUAGAAUCUGGGACAGGAUCUUUAGAAAAGUACAAACUUGCCUAUGAGAUAAUGAGAGAAGGCGGGAACAAACUUUGUUGGCAAAGGUAAACACAUCGGACCUGAGUUCAGUGAAAUUUUUGUAUUUUGCACUACCUGUUUGGCUUCUUUCUAGCUGAGUCUUAGUUAUGUAACUAAAAAUCAUUGACUUGCUUUGGGUAAA